AUACAUCAGAAUAAGCCGCGAAAUUAUAUGCAAUUUCUCACGUGGAUCCUGUCAGUAUUUGUAAAUUUUCCAUAAAACUCACCAUCCAAAUGGGUGUCUAUUUAUCUGCCCCGAUCACCGAGAAGGUGUCCACGGACCAGAAAUGUCCAAAAUACACGUAUGGUGCUUCUUCUAUGCAAGGAUGGCGAAUGACGCAGGAGGAUGCCCAUAACUGUAUCAGCAAUUUCGACGAAGAGACAAACACAUCAUACUUUGCCGUUUAUGAUGGUCAUGGAGGAUCUGAAGUUGCCCAAUACACAGCAGAACAUUUGCCAGAGUUUAUUAAACAACAUGAGCUUUACAAGUCGGGGAAAAUUCGUGAGGCACUUCAAAAAGCAUUCUUGGGAUUUGACAAGACUCUUACAGAAGAAACCGUAAUACAGGAGCUUAAGACACUGGCAGGUGUUGAUGAUGGCGAUGACAAUGAAGUUGCUGAUGAUGAGGGUAUGGGUCGUACAGAGCGAGACAUGCUGGUGGCGGAAGCAAAUAUGCCAAUUGAGGAGCUGAUGGCAAAAUAUAAUAGUGCCGGGCCGGCGCAGACGAGGCUUGGCAAGAGUGAGAAACACCAGUCACCCAUGAUACGAUCUAAACAGGAGGCGAAAAGGCCAGGAACGUCCAAGGAAGAAAAUGGUGCUAAAGAAGGCAGCUCAGAUGCACUUGCUACAAAUUUAGAUGAUAAACUUGAUACUGAACAGCCCGAUAAUGACAAUAACCUUAAUGUUGAAAAGGAACUUAGAAACUCCAUAAGUGAUUCAGGUGUUGAAAUAGACAGUGCUAGCACAACUAAAGAUAAUACAAACUCAAAUAAUUCUAUAGUCAGUGAGAGUAAAUCUAGUAAGACUAGUAUUCCGAAUGGUGAAACAGACGUUGACAGUGUUGAAAGCACUGGUGCUAAAAGUGCAGAUUCUUGUGUAACAAGCAGUACAAGCGAGAAAGUUGAUAGUGAAACGUGUGGUGUGUCUUCAUCGUCCGGUGAACCAGAGGCGGGAGGAAGUGGCAGCAGGGCAGGACCGUCCGGGUCUGAGGCACAGGCAGGGGACUCAGGUGUUAGUCAGUCCAGUAGUUCAGGAACUUCCUCUAAGCCUGAGGCUGGUGGGUCGGGGCUAAGCAAGGCAGGGGGUAGUGGGAUGUCAACGCCAGGGGGUAGCGGAACUUCAAAGGCUGGGGGAAGUGGUACAUCAAAAAUUACAUCAGAUGGCUGGGUUGACCAGGACAGUGAAGAUGAUAGCGAUGAUGAUGACGACGACGAUGAUGAUGAGGAAUUUCUGGAAGACAGUGAUGAUGAAGAUGAUGAGGAUGAUGAUGACGACGAAGAUGAGGAGGAUGAGAGUGGACCGGGUGGUCUGUUUGCUGUGCGGUCAGUCGGAGCAGGGGAGGAAGACCAUGUGGAAGAGCCGGGCACUGACAGUGGAUGCACGGCAGUGGUGACAUUGAUUAGCGGAGACAAGGUGUAUGUUGCCAAUGCAGGCGACUCCCGCUGCGUUUUGUGUCGCGAUGGCAAGGCAGUCGAGUUAUCAUUUGAUCAUAAACCGGAAGAUGAGAUUGAGAGAACGAGAAUUGAGGCAGCUGGAGGGAAGGUGACAAAUGAUGGACGUGUUAAUGGUGGCCUUAACUUGUCAAGGGCUUUAGGUGACCACUGGUACAAACGUAAUGAGACAAAGGACUUGAAAGACCAAAUGAUCUCCCCACUGCCCGAUAUCGAGACAGCAACACUUGGGCCACAAGAUGAGUUUAUGGUCAUCGCUUGUGAUGGAAUUUGGAACUCGCUUACAAGUCAGGAGACAGUGGACUUUGUCCGAGAACAGCUCAUGGAACCGGAGAACGCAGCCAAGCCUUCACUCGUCUGUGAACAAUUGUUCGACAAGUGUCUUGCUCCAAAUACUAUGGGAGAUGGGACAGGAUGUGACAACAUGACCUGCAUCAUCAUUGUCUUCAAGGCCCCUGCCCGAAGCAGUAAACGUCCAGCCACAGAGAUAGACCACGGGGACAGGGAAGCAGAGCCGGCGGAAAAACGAGCACGGACAGACAACGAGACGCAACAGACUGAUGGGGGGUCGGGCGAAAUGAGUGUUGAACAAUCAGAGGUUGACAGUUCCCAUCAGUCUUGAUGGGAGGAUUGUGCUUGGGGUUAAAAUGUUGGUUUGGGAUCUUAAGAAUUGAGCAAUGUUUGCGAAUGGGCUUGCAGAAACUGACUGAUUACUUUUGCGGAGGAUUUUAACUGAUGAAGGGGAAGUGUAUGAAAUGGUUUAUAAAUGGCGUUGUCAUUUUAUAAAACGAAAUAUUUUGCAGCCAUUUAUGUGAUGAUUUCAAGUUGGUGUCUGAUUGGAGAAAUAUAUUUUUGACCAUUUUGCUAGUGCUUGUUGAAGUGUUAAGGUUACAAAUCUGAUGUUGUUUCUUGUUGGUCUGUUAUAAGGCAGAUAACUCUGAAUAUCUUAUUUUUGGCUUGUCUGUUUCUUCAAAGAGAAAAACUUGUGGUAUUUUCAUAGCCUUGGGGUUGAUUUUGUUGGCAGCAUUAUGCAAAAAAAAACUUGGCCACAACUCUGAAACCUUUCCAGAUAUUCAAAUGAAACUUGGUAAAAAUGUUUUCCAGAGACCAUACUUACUAAUGUAGCAUGACACAUAACUCUGGCAUCAAUAAUUAUUGAGUUAUGCCCCUUACUUAAACUUUGCUUCACAAGAGAAUAUUUUUGUCGUUCAAGUGUGUCAUAAUAUCAAGUCUGACCUUUUCCCUGAAUAUUUUAUAUAAGUAUAGGACCACUGCUUGAAAUAAAAAUCUGAACAAUUAGCUAAGUGAAUGCAGUAAAUGAAUUAUCAUUUUUGUGUGGCCAAAAAAGUAAAAUGAAUUGAAUGAAAUAUGCAGUUAAUUGAUGAAAUAUGAUACAAGAGCUGCAAUGACAAAUUUAUCUAUUGCAAUGUAAAAUAAGAUGUUUCGUUUUGUUUCUAGUGAAAUCAAAGGUUUAUUGAAUAUUGUGUUUGUUAAGUUAAGGUUAUAACAUGCUUUGUAAAAUCUUGAUGAUUAAGAAGGGCUAUGCAGCGAGUAUUAAGUAAUUAAGACUUUACAAAAUAUGUUUCAACUGACUUGAUUUUUUUCCUCUUUACAGCAGGCAGGGAACCAAAUAAUGACAUCAUGCGACGUUUGUUCAGAACUUUGUUAAGUUAACAACGUUGUUUACGCAAUUGUUGUUAACUUUUAAAUCAUCACUGAAAGUUGAAUGGAUACAUUUGUGAUCUGCUGUAUUUCUAACAAGAUUUGAGACAACUGUUUCACCUGUACUAGUUUUUAGCUCUACUGGCCAAAGGCCAGAAGAGCUCAUGCAAUGGUAAUGUGUACGUAGUGCGUCUGUAAACAAUUGCUUGUGAACAUGAUACAGUCUUCAGUUUUGAUUGUAUCUCGAUGAAUCUUGUACAGUAUCUAGAUAUCCAUUAGAGCUGGGUUCCUUUCGAAAACCAGCCAGAUCCGCCCAUGCAUGCCUAGAUUAUGGGCCAUGAAAGUUUUAAAGAAAUGCUUUUUAUUUUUAGCCAGGUCUGCAUGAGCGAAUUCUAUUUUUAGCCAAGUUUACAUGUACAUGUAAAUUCAAGUCUAGGUUAAGGGAGACAAUUUGCAAGUCAAGGAUUUUGAGAGACAAUUUGCUUUUUGCUUCUGCAGUUGAUUUUGUGAAUUACUCUGCCUUGUUCUUGUUGAAAGCCCAAAGGCCAUUUUUUAGCUUUAAGUUCUGUAGUUUGCGCAUUCAUCUUAACAAAAUUGGUUGUGAAUGUUUAAGUUAUGCACCUGGUGUCAUUGCUGGCCACACCCAGGGUUCACAGGUUUGGUAAACAUAAAUCUGGAAAGGUUUGAAAAUCUUUUUGUGUGUUCGUGCAUCCAUCUCAGCACAAUUGAUUGUGAAUGUUUGUUCAAAUUGAUCAAUGUUGUCCUAGGAUGCCCUUGACUUUGACCUUUUGACCAACUUUUUUUAACUUUUAGAACUACAGAAAUUUUUACUAUGAGUACAGUUUUGAAAGCAUUUUUUUUUUUGUCAGAUGACUUUUACUUGGCACAUAUUAAAAUAGUUUAUGCAACUAAUCUGCUUACAAUACUUUCUGGGCUCAGAUGUUGAACGUGCUACGUUUUCAGGUAACCCAAACACAAAACAUAAACUAUAUGUCUGUUGCCUUUUACCCAUACAUACAUGCUCUGGAUUGAUAUGACCGCAAAAGCCAUGCCAGUAGAGCAUAGGCCCUUUUUAGUCCAAAUAAUUGUACGUUGACGGAUUUUUUUUAGAUUUUUGAUAUGGCAAAUCCUUCACGUACAAAUUGUUUAGAAUCAAAAGUGGGUAGUUGUUCCGAUCAGGAUUCCCGGUUAAAGCAUAUAGUGUCUAUAAAAUAUCAUAAAAACAAGAAAUAUUACCAGAUAAUGUUAUUUUAUAUUAGUUCCGUACACAAAAAAUAAAUAUCCAACUUAUAAUUACGAGUUUGACGGCUUUUCUUCAUUUCAUUCUGUCAAAACAUAACGAUAUAUACAUGAAGGGCACCUGCAAGGCUUCAGGGCACAGUUUUAAAUCGCUCGGAACAUUUCGGCCAUGGCCGUGUUGUUACGAUUGUAUAUCGAGGUCUAUCUCGAAGCUUUGUCGGAGGAGGCCGAGUUAUUACGAUUGUAUCGAGUUGUUCCCCUUCGCAUAAUUGUUUUCUGUGUCAGUCAACUUUCGUUUUAUUGGAAAGGUAAACAACUUGUUUUAAUGCAUUAAAUGCUUGUUUAGCGCAAAAUAGCAUUUCACUUACAUGGUAAAAUAUGAAUAUAACUCUUUAUGAUCAAUUUCAACCAUAAAAUACUUCACUUAAAACAAUUUCAAAAAUUUUAAAACACCCCCGUUUUUUGCACAUUCCCGUUUACACGUUAGGGAUUGGAAGAAUCCCGUAUAACACGUCUAAUAUUUUAGACUAAGGCCCUUUUGUGCCUCUUGCUUUAGAUUUUUGAUAAGAUCAUCGAAAAAAAAUGUACAAUUAAAGUUAAAAUAGUUCACGUUUAAAAGUUAACAACGAUGUCGUUAAUGAAGUUGUUAACUUUAACAAAGUUCUGAACAGUCGUCCCUAUGUCUUAAGAUAUAAAUAAGCAAUGAUUAAGCACUGUUCUUAAUGAAGACUUUAUUGUUGGCAAUUUGAUUGGCUAGAAAUAUAGUUAAUAGUCUAACGCUAGUAAAUAAGGGUUUGAGCCAGGUUUUAAAGUACAGCGUGCUACAGAAGAGGGACAGGGUGAUAAGUUGGAAAUGGGAAUAUUGUAUUGGACUCUAAAUAACAUGAAUAUUAUAAAUUUAACAGAAAAUGCUAGGAAUUGUAUUUAAUAGAAGCAAUAUUAUGUUUCAACUGCCAAAUACAGUCAAAACUCGCUUUGUAAAACUCUUAUCUCGAUGUUCCUGUAGGGUUUCAGAUUUCUCAAAAAUUUGGGUUUAGUUAGACAUGUUUUAUAUUUCGGUUUUAUCAAAUGUUCGUUAUCUCCAAGUAUUUUUCGAGCUCCCAACAAGUUUGUCAAAAUGACAGUUGACUGUAUGUACACUUUACAAGCAUUUAUAAUCACUAUAAGUUUCAAUCAAACCAAAAUAUAUAUUUUUUUAAGCAUUUCAUUCAAUAAAGGCAGAAGAGUGGCCAUGCUUUCCUCCAUGAGGCCAGAGUGGUGUGACCAUCAAAGGACAGGGUGAAGCAUCGUACAAUAACUCCAGCUAAAACCCUAUGUAGUAACUUGUCUUAUUAACAGUAUUUAAUGGUGUUGAGAAGUAUCCCAGAUAUAAUACAGCAAUCUUCUUGAUUUCUGUUUUUUGAUUUUGUUGUUUUUGUGCGUUAUGCAAGAAAAUAUUGAAGCGCUAAGAGUCUUAGUGCUGCUAUGGUUUUGACGAACGAUUGUAAAUGUUCAGUUUCAUGAUGUGAAUAGAAUCUCUGUUAUUUGAGAAAUCGUUAAGGAUGCACAUGAAGUAAUAAAAGUGAUGAAAAAGA
This is a messenger RNA of Mya arenaria, 6000 nucleotides long. RefSeq names its product probable protein phosphatase CG10417. Bases 90 to 2147 code for a protein of 685 amino acids. The record is from RefSeq and is a predicted model, not a curated record. NCBI's taxonomy places the organism in Eukaryota, Metazoa, Mollusca, Bivalvia, Myida, Myidae. Gene Ontology annotation, molecular function: protein serine/threonine phosphatase activity; cation binding. Gene Ontology annotation, biological process: protein dephosphorylation. The transcript is spliced from 11 exons.